AUGGAAGCUCAAUUCUUUCGGUUUUUGAAGAUCGUGGGAGUUGGAUUCAAAGCUAGAGCGGAAUCAGAAGGACGUUUAUUGUUUCUGAAGCUGGGGUACAGCCACGAAGUUGAAUUAUCAGUGCCUCCUGCUGUUCGUGUGUUUUGUUUCAAACCAAAUAUCGUUUGUUGCACCGGAAUUGACAAGCAAAGGGUGCACCAGUUUGCUGCCGCCGUUCGCAGCUGUAAGCCACCGGAGGUUUACAAAGGCAAAGGUAUUAUGUAUGUUGAUGAAGUUAUUAAGAAAAAACAGGGCAAGAAAAUCAAAAUAACUUUACGUUUGAGCUUCUGA
Lactuca virosa is the source of this 330-nucleotide messenger RNA. NCBI's taxonomy places the organism in Eukaryota, Viridiplantae, Streptophyta, Magnoliopsida, Asterales, Asteraceae. The record is from the annotation of a GenBank genome assembly.